Clarias gariepinus (North African catfish) is the source of this 1101-nucleotide messenger RNA. It is a transcript of the gene tusc2b, whose product is annotated as tumor suppressor 2, mitochondrial calcium regulator b. Lineage: Eukaryota; Metazoa; Chordata; Actinopteri; Siluriformes; Clariidae. The record is from RefSeq and is a predicted model, not a curated record. Gene Ontology annotation, cellular component: mitochondrion. The transcript is spliced from 4 exons. The coding region runs from base 174 to 509 and encodes 111 amino acids. Gene Ontology annotation, biological process: regulation of mitochondrial membrane potential; inflammatory response.
AAUCACAGCUUCCGCGACUUUUAUUACAUCAAAUACGUCACUUCCGGUUGUUUCAGGCUUUCCGCCGUUGCUUUUGUCCCCCUUCAGGUUGUAUCUGCUUCACUCCAGCUCAGUCAGCAUUGCGUCACCGCUGAGUGAGCCCUGGCUGAGAAGAUAAUGUCCCGCGGUUGAAGAUGGGUGGCAGCGGCUCCAAAGGUAGAAGUUACUGGCCGUUUUCCGGCUCCAGCGGCGGCGAUGAGGCCAAAGAGGGAGGAGGAGAGCAGGUGCUGGCCAGAGCGCGCAACUUCCCCAACGGUACACCGUUCGUGUUUACCAGGAGGAGCUCGAUGUACUUUGACGAAGACGGAGACUUGGCUCACGAGUUCUACGAGGAGAUGGUGGUGACAAAGAACGGACGCAAGAGAGCCAAGCUGAAGAGGAUCUACAAGAACCUCAUACCUCAGGGAAUUAUAAAGCUGGAUCAUCCUCGUCUCCAUGUAGAUUUUCCUGUCGUUAUAUGUGAGGUUUGAUGAAGGAUGAACUCUGAUCCCCCACAACCGUGUGUGUGUGUGUGUGUGUGUUAGAGAGAGAGUUAGAGAGUCACAUGCAUGAACUGUGAUCACUGAUGUGGGUUGAUGCUUUAGUACCUCUUUUUGCUCCGUGUGUUUUUUUUUUUUUUUUAUGGUUAUGGAAGUUCUAGAGCUCACACCUGUAACAUUGCGCUGCUCUAGAACCCUGAAUCUUACGGUUCUAGAAUUAUUAUAAAUGUCCUCUUUGAGCCGUUCUAGAAUAGAACACUAUCUGUGAGGCUGUGGAACCCGAGGGGAUGUGUGUUCGUGUGUGCGCGCACGCGUGUGUCGCACGUCCUCACAAUCCACCCGCGGCUCGCAGGGACACGAGGCGCGCAGCCACCCUGCUCUGAUUGGCAGGUUAAUAUUUUUUUUAAUCAUUAUUACUCUGUGAUUUGAUUGGGUAGCUGUACAGAACACUCACUGUGACCACGCCCACUUCACUUCUGUAGCGAGGAAUUUGUCACUGUUAAUUUAUUACAAUCAGAUUGCUUUGUUUGUGUUUUUGUUUUUUUAAAGAAAUAACACCUAUAAAUGCAUAAGGCUGUGUGUC